Messenger RNA from Clavispora lusitaniae ATCC 42720, 2880 nucleotides. Its product is annotated as isoleucine--tRNA ligase. Gene Ontology annotation, molecular function: tRNA binding; isoleucine-tRNA ligase activity; aminoacyl-tRNA deacylase activity. Lineage: Eukaryota; Fungi; Ascomycota; Pichiomycetes; Serinales; Metschnikowiaceae. Gene Ontology annotation, cellular component: mitochondrion. Gene Ontology annotation, biological process: mitochondrial translation; isoleucyl-tRNA aminoacylation. The record is from RefSeq and is a predicted model, not a curated record.
AUGCUUCGGCAGCACGUGAGGCAUCUCUCGUAUUCCAAAUGGCGAGCAAGUGCCAAACCUCUGUACGCAAAAACGCUUUUGCUUCCGAAAACUCCGUUUCUGCCCAAGAUUCCUGUCGGGUCCCAGCGAGAAAAGUUGCUUGAAAAAACUGGACAGCUGCUCUACUUUUGGCAAAAGGAUAGAGAAGCUUAUGCCAAAGAGUUCACGUUACAUGAUGGUCCUCCAUAUGCCAAUGGAGAUUUGCAUUUGGGCCAUGCCCUCAACAAGAUCCUCAAAGACGUAAUCAACAGACACGAGCUACUUUUCCGUAAUCUGAAGGUGAAUUACACUCCUGGGUGGGACUGCCACGGCUUACCCAUUGAAAUGAAGGCUGUGAAGGAUGCGGGCCAGCUUGGACCGGCUGAAACUAGAAGGCGGUGCCGCGAGCUUGCGGCAAGCAUGAUCGAAAGACAAAAAUCCCAGUUUCACCAGUUUGGUAUCAUGACUGACUUCGAUCAUCCGUACGAAACAAUGGCACAUGGAUAUGAAGCAGCGCAACUCCGCGUGUUCUUGAAAUUGCUCGAAAAUGGUCUUCUUUCACGCCAGUUGAAGCCAGUGUGGUGGGGCUGCGAGACCCAGACUGCAUUGGCAGAGGCUGAGUUAGAGUAUAACCUGAAGCACAAGUCCACUGCAAUUUACGUGAAGUUUCCUUUGCAAGAAGCAGAACAGCUAUUGGGAGGUCCUGCUAGCCUAUUGGCCUGGACGUCUACGCCUUGGACCAUUCCUGCGAAUAAAGCAAUCUGCGUGCAUCGGGAUUUGGAAUACACUGUUCUAGAGUCACCAACCGAGCGGCUCGUUGUUGCAUCGAAAUUGGCACCAAACGUGCUUAAACUCGAUGAGGCGCUUCGUCCCACUUCAAUUCGGAUUAUGGGUGGAGAGCUAGAAGGUUUACACUACACGAAUCCAAGUUUUGAUGAGGCACUAAAAUUUCCUGUUUUGCAUGGUGACCAUGUUUCUGAAAGUGCAGGAACGGGUCUCGUCCAUACGGCUCCAGCGCACGGUAUGGAAGAUUACCUAGUGGGGAAGAAACACGGACUUGAAGUUGAGUCUGUGGUGGACGCGCAAGGAAAAUUCAUUCCAGGCGCGCUUCCUAAAGGGUGGGCAGCUUUUGCAGGCGUGUACGCCAACGGGCGCGGCAGCAUCGCGCGGUGCGUAGAACACAUACGGGAGCAGGGAAUGUUGUUUCAUGCGGACGCGGCACACAUCCACUCUUACCCGUACGAUUGGCGAAGCAAGACUCCUGUGAUUCAGCGUGCCACCCCGCAAUGGUUUGUGAAUGUGGAGCGUAUCAAGGAUACGGCGGCUCGCCUGUUGGACGCGGUGGAGUUUGUGCCUGACGCAGGUCGCACUCGUCUUGCGCUGUUUGUGCGCAACCGUAGCGAGUGGUGCAUUCUGCGGCAGCGCGCAUGGGGCGUGCCUUUGCCCAUCGUCUACCACAAGGAGACUCAUGAGCCGCUCACGGACUUGGUCGCCGUGCGUGCUAUCGUCGACAACCUCGCGCAGCUCGGCACAGACGAGUGGUUUGUGCCCGAAGAUGAUGUGUCGCGCUGGGUUCCAGCGCAGUUCCAUCCAGAACAUUACUACAAGGGCCGCGAUACCAUGGAUGUAUGGUUCGAUUCGGGUACACUGUGGACAACAUUGGGUGCGGACGUCGAUGCACUCAUGGCAGCAGAACAACCGCUCGCCGAUAUAUAUUUGGAAGGCAGUGACCAGCAUCGUGGAUGGUUCCAAUCGUCAUUGCUCAAUAAGAUCAUUGCAUCGGGGACCGGCAGCGAAUUCAAAGCCGUGGCACCCUUUCGGAAGAUUAUCACACAUGGCUUCACUUUGGACAGCAAAAAUGCUAAAAUGUCCAAGUCUGCAGGUAAUGUGGUGCUGCCACAACAGGUGGUUGAUGGCGGCGGGCGGCCGCAUGUGGCACCACUUGGUCCAGAUGGUCUUCGUCUCUGGGCGGCGCUGUGCAAUUACACUCAGGAUGUGAACGUGACGCCCGAGGUUUUGGCUCGUGUGGGCGAGAAUAUCCGCAAGUUACGUGUGACAUUCAAGUACAUGUUGGGCAAUCUCGCCAAUUAUAACGAGAAGGACAUGUCGCUGGAGCACAAGUUCUCUCCUCUAGAUCGGUGGAUGCUUCUGCGCCUUGCACGUUUGCAGCGCAGCGUGGGCGAGGCGUAUGCGCUGCACAAUUUCGCGCGUGUGGUGCGUGAGCUCAAUGCGCACAUGAGUAGCGACUUGAGCGCCAUCUAUUUUGACGUUUGCAAGGAUUGCCUCUACACCGCAGGUGCGCAACUGGAACAGCGUCAGGCAAUCCAAGCGGCGUUGGAUAGCCUCUUGCGGGCAUAUGUGGGAAUGUGGGCCCCAAUCCAACCAUUGCUUGCUCAAGAAGUGUGGGAUGUGUAUGGCCGUACACCAGCAGACUCGCCGUUCAAAGUAGCGUGGGAAUUUUUCGCUGUGCCCGAGAGUUGGGAAGAUGCUGAAGUGGAGGGCGAGUUUGACACCAUUUGGGCUGUGCGCGACGCACUUAACAAACAACUCGAGGCUCUCCGUGCGCGCGACCUCUUCAAAAACAAGUUGGAGGCCGAGGUGUUCUUGUCUGCUUCGGGUGAUGCACACGCUCUUUUGGCACGCCAUGCUUCCUACUUGGCGGACUACUUUGGUGUAUCGCGCGUGACUUUGGGCGAGGUGCCCAACGACGCCGAAGUUGUCUUUGAAGCAAACAGCACAUCUGGGAAGGUGCGCGCGGCCAUUUCGCAGAGCGGACUGUGCAAGUGCCCACGGUGCUGGAAACACAUUGCACCACCAGAUUCUCUCUGCGCCAAGUGCGAAGUGGUGGUUCAGGAGAUGUAA